Molecule: messenger RNA, 1158 nt
Organism: Eruca vesicaria subsp. sativa (arugula)
Lineage: Eukaryota; Viridiplantae; Streptophyta; Magnoliopsida; Brassicales; Brassicaceae
Source: the annotation of a GenBank genome assembly
AUGACUUCGGUAAAGCUACCAUAUGAUAUGGAAGAGGAAAUUCUGUCCAGAGUCCCAUGGAAAUCUCUUGCAAAGUUGAGAUGUGUAUGUAAGCUUUGGAAUAGUCUUAUUUUGGAAGAGAGACUCAACAAGAAGAACUUGUCGUUUCACAUGCACAGCUAUAGCGGUGAGCAUCGCUUUAUCCUCACAGACGAUGGUCCUAAUAUUUCUGCCGUGGGCAUCGAGGAGCAGAAAAACGUGGUCGAUCCUCUGUCUUUGACCGUCCAAGACUUUACCCUUAUAAAAGUUCGACCAUAUGAUCCAAUUAAUGUGUACAAGAUUGUUCACUGCGACGGUUUGUUGUUGUGUGUUAUGGACACCCAGCUUCUAGUUUGGAACCCGUUACUGAAGGAAACGAGUUGGAUCAAAUGCGGUAGUGACUUUCACGAACCUGAUGAUGCUUACAGCCUUGGAUACCUUAGCCAUUGUGAUUACAGGAUCUUAAGGUUUCGUUGUGCUAGUAAUUCCAGAAACAAACCUCCAAGGGUCGAGGUCUGUGAAGUUGCAUCCAAGACAUGGAAGGUUAUAGAGAACAUCAGUUUUGAUUGGUUCCUUAGUGUGCCAUUGUCGAUCCUCUCUUUGAGAGGAACUCCUUAUUGUAUAGGCCUUCAGGAAGAUCAUACAGCUUUCGUGCAAAGCUAUGAUUUUUCCAAAGAAAGGUUUCAGCCAAUAGAUGAACUGCCAUUCAGCUAUGAUGAGUUGAAUCCUACGGCAAUAGAGGUUUAUAAAGGAGAUAGGCUUUCAGUGUUGGAGCAAUGUCACAAAACAAGGAAGAUAUGCAUAUGGGUGAAGCAUUGGCUCAUGCUUACUUCUUGGACCAAAUUGCUGGUCGUGGACAUACCAGAGUUUCCGCUGUUAUAUCCACUUCCCAGUCUCCUUUCGAUGAAUUAUUAUUUCGACAAAAACGAUAGACUCGUCAUAACUUUUAAUGACACUGGCAUGAAGGGACUAUCUAUUAUCAGAGUCAUCAACGACAAGGAGUUCCAAGUAAUUAAAGCUAAUGAAUGGGAAAUUGGUUUCCCUUUUUUAUGCAGCUACGUUCCUAGCUUUGUUAGGCUUCCAGGCUUUUUGAAGCAAGACAUAAGUCGGAUUCGCUGGAGAAAACGUAGAUUCAACUAG